GUCAACUUUGCCCAAGGACAAACAAAGAACCAAGCAAGAGCUGUGCUCCAGAGUGCGUGCUUUUCAGUGGCUGUUCCUCUAGUAAGAAAGAAUGUAUUUGUGAUGGAGACUGUGGAUACAGUUGCGUUAAGAAAGGUAUUUCUGCUGAAUUUACUCAGUCGAGUUUAUUGAGCAUAGAGCACAGAGAUUUCAGUUCACGAAAGAGUAUUUUUACUGCACAUGUCUGGCGACCAUGCUCUUAGCAAGUGCCCUAAAGAGAAGUACUCACCCCCUGGAUUAUUAAAUUUCAAUAUGUUUUGCUAAGAACAUGGCGGACUGGAAAAAUCGCUUACGCUGAAAUUAAUAAGAAGUGAAAUCUCUGUAUGAUAUGUAUUAUGUGCCAGUGGCGAGCUAGCCAUGCAUGGCAACUGGUCAUGCAAUACUAAUAAACCUGCAUUUAGUUUGUUUCCCAUAAUUCUAUUGUCAAGUUACAACAAUUCUGGCAAACUGCCGGACUUGUUUAAUUAAAGGGCAUAUGUCUCGAAAAUUGAAGGUGUUAUUUUUUAGUCUACUUUGAAAGAUCAUUGAAAACUGUAGAGUAACUUCUUCGACAGAUUUUUGUUUUCUUGCUUCGUUUUGGAGAUAUUUCAUUUUGUAUGAUAUGCAAAGGACCCAACUUCCGACGUCACAUAAUAAUGCAUAAUGACUUAGCCCUAAAAGCUGUGUAUCUUUAAUACGAUUAAACACAAUCAGCAGAAAACCUACAUGGGUCAAUGUUGUGGACAAAUCUCGUGCCCAUCAUUCAUUUUGAGCGAAUUUAUUUGAUAGUGACAAAAUUAUAUAACAUUUUAAAGUAAGUCAUUAUGCAUGCGUGACGUAGAAAGUUGGUCUUUGCAUAUCAUACCAAAUGAAAUAUCUCCAAAACAAAGUAACAAAACAAAUCUCUGUCAAAGAAGUUACUCUACAGUUUUCAAUGAUCUUUCAAAUUAGACUAAAAAAUAACACCGUCAAUUUUCGAGUCAUAUGCCCUUCAAACUUGAAUAUAUCUAUAUACGUAUAUCUAGAUUUGAAGUGCAGUUCUCCGAAACCCAGAACUCUCACAAAUGGUCGAAGAGUUGUUCAAGGUAGGAAAUUCAACAAAACGGUGACUUUCACGUGUGAUCCAGGAUUCACGCUAUCUGGUUCAAGCGUAAGAAUGUGCCGUGGUCUAGGAACCUGGGACGGAAUGGAACCAAAAUGUGGUGGGUUACUUGAAGUACGAUGUUUUUGUUUGUUACAGCAUGGAUAAAAAAUUGAAGAAACUGGAUGGAUGGUUUCAGCGUGUUAUUUAGUAGAUAGUGUUUCAACCUUGUUGAAAAUUAUAAUAUCACUAUUAAAAUCCAAAAUGAUUCCACGUUUAGCAACAAUACAGUCAUAGAAUAGAGACACACAGAAGAUCGACUUCUUAGUUUUGCCUAUUAUUUUGGCGUAACCGGUGUGAUGCUGACGCCAUGGUCCAAGCCAGUGCGCUUAUGAGAGACAUUCACCCCCCUAAAAAUAUUCAAAAUGGCGGACCUCCAGGGGGUGAAUGCCUCUCAAAAGCGCACUGGCUAGGACCAUGGCGUCAGCAGUUUGAUGACGAAUCAUUGCGAAUUAUGGCGUGGCAGCUGCUAUAUUACUUUUUUGCUAAGUCGACCUUCUGUGUGUCAUUAUUCUGUGGUACAGCUGAAUAUUUUAGUUAGAAAACGCAAGAAUAUCGCAGCCAUGCUACUCUACGCAUAGGCUGCUCAAUAUUAUUGUCAUAAUAAUACACUGAGUAGACUCGAUGCAUGCCCGAGCGCCACGCGCGAGGGUAAAAAUUUCAACACGCACUUUUGGGCAGCUAUGCUCUACGAUGGAAUGUUUAAAUAUUGUCCAAACAUUCUCAGGGAACAUUUCAAACACUAGAGAGUAAAAUACGCGUCACAAAUUUUAAUUUUGAAUACUUUGCCGUGGCACAGACAGGUUUUAAAGCCAAUGAAACCAUUUUGAAGCUCAAUAAAGCUGCAGCACCUGAAUACGAAAACUGUAGAUUCAAAACAAUUUCUGGGAACUAGGUUCCCAGUUCCUAUAAUUUUCCGCAUCUGGGGCUAUCCAUAAUCAAUGAAGUUGGUUUUGAAAUCGUCUCACCGAGUCAGUUUGUAUUAGCGGUUAAUUGUUUUGGGAUAUGGCAAUAUAAAUUAAGUUUGUAUUAUUUGGAAGAACAUUUAAACUCAAUUCCUUUACAAUUAUUCCGUAUCUUGCUUGGUUUUCGAAAUAAAUCGACUUAUUUUGAUCAAAAGUAACGUGCAUUCCGCCAUCUUGGAUAUGCAUUCGAUAUGCAUACGUCACAAGUAAGGUAAAAAGCGAAAUUUUUAUCUUGCAAACCACAUGUCAUUAUCAAUAUGAAACUCGAUUUUCCGAAGUCUAUUAGUACUCAAUUAACUCACAACGUUUUAAGAAACUUUUCGAAGAAAUUUAGUCCAAUAUGAAAAAGUUCUAACAGGUUUACCCUGCUUGUGACGUCAUCAAAAACUCAGUUAAUUCGGGUCAAUUAUAAUACCAAGAUGGCGGAUUGCACACUGUUUUUGGUCAAAACAUUUCGAAAACCAAGCAAGGUACGAAAAAGUUCAUAAUUUAUAUAACUUUAAAAGUUCUUUCAUGUAAGACAAAGUUAAUCUUUAUUGCCAUAUCUCUUUAAUUAAAGACUGCGGAUUUCAUUAACUAAAUAAUGACAUUUGUGAACUGAUUCAUCCGUGUGUGAACAUCAAAAUUUUUCAGGAAAAACUUGUCGUGAUCCUGGGGUUGGUAACAACACCUUACGACGUGAACCAAUUAGAAACGGAAGUGGAUUUAUGACGUCAGAGGUCUUACACUAUCAUUGCAUUGCCGGGUAUCUUAUUGAUGGAAAGGAUAGCAUUACAUGUCAAGUAGAUGGAACGUGGGCUGGCAGUACACCUCAAUGUUACC
Messenger RNA from Paramuricea clavata, 2946 nucleotides. The record is from the annotation of a GenBank genome assembly. Lineage: Eukaryota; Metazoa; Cnidaria; Anthozoa; Malacalcyonacea; Plexauridae.